Molecule: messenger RNA, 4056 nt
Organism: Octopus bimaculoides (California two-spot octopus)
Lineage: Eukaryota; Metazoa; Mollusca; Cephalopoda; Octopoda; Octopodidae
Product: matrilin-1
Source: RefSeq, a predicted model, not a curated record
GGAGAAAGGAUAGUCUGUAGCAAAUUGAAAUAAAGAGCCGGAAAUAAAAGCAUUCAUGGUAAUUACAGUUUCAUGAUAAAUCGUAAUCUCCGAAGUUGCCCUCCUUCUUGGCAAUCCCAGUCUUAAAAAUUUGGAUGAUUAACCACACACACACACACACACACACACACACACACACACAUAUAUAUAAUAGAGAUCCCGUAAUAAGUUCAUAAGAAUAACAGCAAGUGGAACUGGCUGGUUGAGCGUUAAACAAAUAUGAAGUCCCAAUACAUUAAAACAGUUAUCUUUUGGGGAUUAUUCUCGAUUUUGAAACAAGCGGCAUCCGUGCCAAACACCAGAACCUGCCGAGGACAAGAUGUUGAUAUUGUAUUUGUCUUGGAUUCUUCGGCUAGUAUAUGGCCGCCAUAUUUUCAAAAGCAACUGGGAUUCGUGAAAUAUUUGACUGAUAAUUUUGAUAUAGGACUCGGAAAUAAUCAAAUAAGAGUUGGUGUUUUGUCUUUUAGUAGCUGGCCUAGUAUCAAUGUCUACCUAAAGGAAUCGACUGAUCGUGAAAGCAUCCAGAGAAAAAUUGAAGCUAUAAAACAUCAGCGAGGAGAUAUGACCAACACAGAUGCUGCUUUGAAUAUGCUCGCAGACACUAUGUUUAAACCCGAAUAUGGUGGUAGAAAGAAUGCUGAGCAUUUAGCAAUCCUGCUAACCGACGGAGUGUCUUACAAUCCCAAAGCAACACAAGCCGCUGCAAAAAGAUGUCAUGAUGCCAAUAUCAAGAUAAUUGCUAUCGGAAUUGGUGACAAAAUUAACAGUGAAGAACUGAGAGGUAUUGCUAGUGAACCAAAGAGCCGGAAUUUUCUCUUUUCAGCAGAUUUCACUGUCCUGGAUCAUAUAGAAUCUGAUGUUAUUCAAAGAACAUGUCAAGAAGUUAUUACAACAGCAAGCACAACAACUACUUCAUCGCUUGCAAGCACAACAACAGCAAGCACAACGACAGCAAGCACAACACCAAGCACAACAGCAAGCACAACACCAAGCACAACAACAGCAAGCACAACGACAGCAAGCACAACAGCAAGCACAACACCAAGCACAACGACAGCAAGCACAACAGCAAGCACAACACCAAGCACAACGACAGCAAGCACAACAGCAAGCACAACACCAAGCACAACGACAGCAAGCACAACUACUUCAACUACAGCAACCACAAAGAUAUCAUUAUUUACAACUAGUUCUGCUUUGGAAACAACGCGAUCGCAAAUCCAGUCUGAACAAAAAGAGUGUAAAAAUAAAGUUGCUGAUAUUUGGUUCCUUCUUGAUUCUUCGUCGAGUAUCACAGCAAACAAUUUUGGCAAACAGAAGAACAUAAUUGAAAAUAUGGUUGGUAUGCUAGAUAUACAUGCCUCAAAAACCCGUGUGGCUAUAUCGACGUUUAACCAUGAAUAUCAGUCAAUUGUAAUGUUUGGCGACACCAACGACAAGCAAGAAAUCAUUAAAAGAAUUGAGGCAAUUGAGUACGUGGGUGGCGGAACUAAAACUGGUAACGCUUUGGAAAAGGUGAGGACUGAGCUAUUCUCAUCUGGGACAUGGAGACCAAAAGCUGAUCACAUACUUAUCGUAUUUACAGAUGGUAGGUCAAGCGAUUAUAAACAGACCAAAACUGAAGCUGAGCUACUCAAGAAAUUAAAUAUAAAGAUAUUUGCUGUUGGCAUUGGUAAGUCAGUUGAUCAGAUUGAACUAGAAGAUAUUGCUAGUAGACCAUUUAACACUUUCGUACACAACUUCGAAAGCUUUGAUGUUCUCUUGAAUGAAUAUGGAAUUCUUACACGCAUUGCAUGCAACGCAUCAACUGAGUUAUUGCCUGCAGAUGAAGAUGCAUGUCAGAGGACCAUACCAACGGAUGUCAUGUUCAUGGUCGGUAACCAUCAGUUUGGCAGUCACAGGACUCAAAUUAUCUUCGAGGGUAUAAAAGCGGCGAUGAAGAAAGUCAAUACUGGAAAAAAGUUUCAAUUUGGAACAGUAUUUGAAGACUGUCUGCCUAACCAGGAUGUUAGGAUCGGAAUAACUGGAGAAAAAGAAAUCAUUAAGAAAACUACCAACUUCUUACACGGUGAUUUUACAUCUCUUUUCCGCAAACUGAAUUUUAAUAAUUUCUUGCCAAAAAGAAACAUUUUUAUGCGGCAUUUCGGAAUGGUAUUUAUCGACCGUACUGUGAAUUUGAACAGUCCAAAAAUUACACAUGAAAUCCAAAGAAUUUUGAAUGAUGUUAUACUUUUAUUUUAUGUUGUAAUUGGAGAUGGUGUGAAUAUGUCUAAAAUUCCUGGCAUAUCACCUAAGAUGAUUAUCAAAAUACCUUCCUAUGAAGCCUUAGUUACAACUUUUCCAGUAUUGCUUUCAGAUACAAUAUGUAAAUCAGCAGAAAACUCAGGUGGCAGACCAGACAUUUCAUAAUUUCUUUCUUUUAUGUGGAAAUACGAUUUAUGUUUUUUAAAAAAUAAACGUAACUUACUGGAAACAUUCCAAACACUUAUUCAGUGUAAACCUUUAACAAUCAUUCACAAAAUACAGGCCGUCAUAUCCUCGAGGACAAAAUCUACAUAAGUUCACUCAUCAAUUUAUUUAAUAAAAAGAGAUUUUCUUUGUGCCUUAAUUUUUUCAAACAGAAUUGCCAUUAAUGGAAAACCUUCCAUGUUGAGACCAUCAACAACUGAAUGAUUGAUAGUUAUAUUCAGUAUAGAAUUAGAAUAUUUUGCUUUGAUAAAAUUGACUUAUAGUUAUUUAUAACUCAGGAAUAAAACGUUUAUCUUCAGUUUUGAAGUUUUAUUAAGAUAUAAUUAUUUAUCGUUUACAAAUACCAGAAAGUAUAGUAGUCUCAUUGUUUUUGUUUUCUUUAAAACAUUUCUUCAGAUUGUUAUUAUUUGUUAUAUGUAUAAAAGUGUUUUUCACAAAAAUAUUUAAAAUGUGUUUAAUAUAUCAUACGAAUUUACUUUUGUCAUAAUAGAAAAUUCAGUUUAUCUCUUGCAAUAAAUAUUUAUAUGUAACAGUAUUUUUGAAUAUAUGAAAUUAUGUUUACUUAUCUAAAUUAUAUUUUUCUUCUAAUCUUUCCAGCAUCAGAUUUUAAUUGAAUUCGGUAUUUACUUGUUUGGGCGCAAUGCUGUAUGUUUGUGAAUGUGUCUCUAUGUAUAUGUAGUGUGUUGAGACUAACGUCACACAAGCACUAUAGCUUAUGAAAGAGUAAUAAAGUAUCAGAACGUAAUAUACAUAUAUACUUUACUGGAAAGCAAGUAUGUUAGGAAUAAAGAAGUUAAUCGUAAAUAUCAACUGUUAGCUCAUGCAAUCUAAUAUAUAUCUAUGAUAUUCAGAUAUAAGACUCGACUAAUUAAGUACCAUAUGAUAAUUAGUGCUGCACUUUAGUAAAAAUUGAUAGAUAAUGCUGCAGUUUAGUAAGAAUUGAUAUAUAAUCAUUGUAAAUGCAAUAUCUAAACUAUUUGUAAAGUUGUUUCAACAUUUCAUGGUCUCUAUAUUGACUUGUUAAUGGCUGCUUUUUCGUCUGUUUUCUUAGCAAAAGUUUAUAAAAUGUUAAAAGAUUAUCUACUAAAUCACGUACUCGAAAAAUUUCAGUCAAUCAAAAUUUUCUAUUUUGUCGGAGAAAGAAAACAAAAACCUAGGAGGGAGAUAAAUUUAAGGAAUUAGAAAUUUAUUUAACAAAAUUUAUUUAGAACCUUAGGGAAAAGUUGACAUUUGUGGGCAAAGUAACAAUUACGACCAUGUUGCGAUCCUUUUACACUUCAUCAUCAUUUCAUAUCACAGUCUACUUAAAAUUGCUUUGAAAAUUUGUCGAAGGUUAUUUUUUGUGUUAAGCAUAGAAACAGAGUUACGAAUAAGACUUAAUGUUGUCAGUGUUUUGCUUGAAAUAUUGUUAGUAUUUUUGUUUUGUCUUGCAAAGAUACAUAAAAAGCUUAUGUUGAUAUAAAAUUGUUUUCGUUUGUUUUAAUAAGAAAAUUAUGAAGUUGCAUAUUGUUGACGGUAUGCCACACAAUAAAAUUUGAAGUUAGUGAA